Molecule: messenger RNA, 1803 nt
Organism: Didymosphaeria variabile
Lineage: Eukaryota; Fungi; Ascomycota; Dothideomycetes; Pleosporales; Didymosphaeriaceae
Exons: 1
Coding region: 1-1803 (600 amino acids)
Source: RefSeq, a predicted model, not a curated record
AUGAACCCCACCAAUGGCUCUCCCUCGUCCAAGAGCAGCUCGACGCCUGCAACCUCGACCUUGCGCCCGCGGACACGUCGCCUGAUCUCUGUCGAAGAUGAUCCGAACCCUCCUGCUAGCAGCGCGAAUGCCUCUUCAUUUGGCUCUCGAGCCGUGUCGCCCGCACCACGGUACAAUACCACAUCGGCGCCCACGUCCUCGUUCGAGCGUUCAGGCUCACAGUCCUUGCGUGUUGGAAGGGAUGCCCAGAAGACGCUGUCUGGGUUAUGGGGGAAUUCGUGGUCGGCUAUUCAAGGCCUGGCAACCAACGUGCUCGGGAAUGAUGCAGGCGCGAAGGAUACAUCAACAUCUACAAGGAAGCGGAAACCACUACUUGGCUCACACCGUCGCACUUCUACCAGCGCACCGCCGAAGCAAUGGGGUCCGUCAAUUUCAUCGACCCCGUACAUCGGUGCCGGCUCACAGGAAGAGAGGGAGAGCAUGGUUCGGGCUAUGAAACGCAAAGACAUGCUCCUUGCUGAUAGCCUUUUGAUGUCAGACUCGGUCGGCCGCUUGAAGAGAAGGAACUCGGAUGACCGUAUGAGUACAUCGGCACCGCCAGGGGAGAACGAAGAUCGCGACGCCCUCAUCUACAUACACAAAGUGCGCCCGCAUGACACGCUCGCGGGCAUCACUAUCAAGUUCAAUUGCCAGCCCGCGGUGCUUCGAAAGGCCAAUCGUAUGUGGCCCAACGACAGCGUGCAGACGAAGAAGACUAUUGUGCUACCCGUCGAUGCGUGUGGAGUGAAAGGGCGCCCUGUAGCGGGUCCAGGUGUCCAGGACCAUGAGGACCUCCUGAUAGGGGACUGGAGUAAGACCCCAGAAGUCAACUCGAACGCUCUGCCGAACGGUUGGGCCUCUUCGAAACCGACAGAUACCGAUACAUCAUCCACCCUCUCACCUUCGAUAUCCAACGCGGACUCCGAGCAACCUUGGAAGCACGACUCUUGGGUCCUUCUGCCCAACGACAAAGAGCCUGUAGAAAUAGGUCGUAUGCCGCGAAGAAAACUAGCUUUCUUUCCUCCUGCCAGGCGGAAGUCACUCGUAUUCUCGGAUGCAUCUACGCCUAGAGCUUCCGUUGACCUACCACGGUCUUCCACCUCAACAAGCACGCAUUCUCCCGCUACCAGUAUAUCACGACCUCGAGCAUCCAGCAAUCUAUCGACUGUUUCCGCACCAUACCCAAGACGUCACCGAAGCACAUCUGGGUUUCACCUGCAUGGACCGGGAGGUGUAGGAACCAUGGGAAAGAACGUGCGGAGUCCCGGUCCAGGCCAGGAUCCCCUCAACAAACUGUUUGCUGCGCAUCUUCCUAACGUCGAGCCACCACCGGAUCAGGAGUAUUUUACGCCUUGGGCACCUGGGCUACUGGAUGCAGACGCUGGGAGGGUGGUGCACCAUAGUGGCUCCGGUGCGCUUACUCCUUCAGGAGGCAUGGAUCUACAAGAGAUUGGUGGUGCCAUCGAGGGCUGGAUGCGCAAAGUGGGUACGCAAGCAUCAAAGCUACUAACGGAACCCACCACACCCGGGCAAGGAAAGCGAUCAGCUGUCCCAGUCAUCGGAGCAGUCGGUGGCGACCUGGGUGAUCUGAUCGAGCUGCGGGAUGAUGCAUUUGAGAUAGGAGAUGGAGAGGAAACCAGAGGAAGGUCAGGAAGAAGCGACUCACGCACGCCAACAAACGAACAAUACCGAAGCGCAAGGCCUGAUAUCAGCCUGGUGCUACGGGCCAGGGGUCCGAAAGGAAACGGCGGCAAGAACGACUGA